Molecule: messenger RNA, 561 nt
Organism: Cryptomeria japonica (Japanese cedar)
Lineage: Eukaryota; Viridiplantae; Streptophyta; Pinopsida; Cupressales; Cupressaceae
Exons: 1
Coding region: 1-561 (186 amino acids)
Source: RefSeq, a predicted model, not a curated record
AUGGCUCACAUGAACUUAGUCUUGGUGGGUAAGUUUGCUGGACCACAUCCCAAUAUUGAGGCUGUUAGAGCCUGGGUGUCUAGAAAAUGGAAGGGUAAGGGUCAAAUUGAUCUUGUUUCUAUGGCUGGUGGUUUUUUCUCUUUUUCAUUUUCUUGUGAGGAAUAUCUUCAAUCUUUUUUGGUAGGUGGUCCUUGGAUGCUGGGAAAAGCCUCAUUGGCCCUCAAAAAGUGGGAACCAAGAUUUAAUCCCAAAGAUUGGGAAUAUAAUGAAGCCCCAAUCUGGGUCAUAUUGCCAGGUUUACCCAUGGAGUUAUGGGGAGAAGAGAUUUUUGCGGGAAUUGUGACUUGUUUUGGUGAGAUAACUUCAAUUGACCCAAUGACUGCAGCUAAAAGACGCCUUGUUUAUGCCAGAAUGUGUGUCAAUAACAAACAGUCUACAAACAUGCCAGGAGAGAUUGAUCUUUUCUCUAAGUUGGGCAGAUGGGUACAGAAAGUGGAGUAUGAAUCCAUCCCUUUUGCAUGUUUCCACUGUCAAAAAGUGGGUCAUUGGGCUAGGCAGUGA